Molecule: messenger RNA, 2424 nt
Organism: Drosophila albomicans
Lineage: Eukaryota; Metazoa; Arthropoda; Insecta; Diptera; Drosophilidae
Gene: Pka-R1
Product: cAMP-dependent protein kinase type I regulatory subunit
Exons: 5
Coding region: 729-1862 (377 amino acids)
Biological process (GO): regulation of protein phosphorylation
Cellular component (GO): cAMP-dependent protein kinase complex
Molecular function (GO): cAMP-dependent protein kinase regulator activity
Source: RefSeq, a predicted model, not a curated record
ACUACUAAGCAAAAAACAACAAAAACAACAACUGCAAAGUUUACGUGCGUGAAAAAUUUAGUUAAGUUUUCUAUGAAAAAACAGUAUUUCGCAACUAUACAAAGUAAUUGAAAGUGUUCUGAAUGCUACAGGAAACGGUCAGGCAAUCAAUAAUAAACGGCAGCAUUGAGCGCAGCACUGAUAAACGCAAGUGGAUCGCAAAAGUGAAAACAGUGCCAAAAAGCCAACAGUAAAAAAAUCAAAAGCAACAGCAAAACGCAAAAGCAAAAGCAAAAGAAAAAGCAGCUGCAAACGAAAAGAAAAAGCUAUACAUCCCAUAUACAUACAUACAUGCAUACAUAUGUACAUACACAAGUGGUGCUCGCGGUGCACUUGACGCCCUGUGUUCAAUAAGUUAUUUUACUUGAUUUUCCUGUAGGGUAUAGAGUUGUUGCAAUUCGGGCAGCGCAGCUUACCACGGUCAACACACCACAGUCAACACACAUAAACAAACUCACGCACACUUCGCUCCGUAUAUAAUAAUAACGUUGUGUUUAUUGCGUAGCGUAAAGAAAGAAAAACCUGCAACAACGUCGUCUUCUUCACAUACGCAAUCUGCUGCUGCUCCAACGCCGACUUCGAGACAUCGACGCAGCCUUCAACUCAAACAGCCACAUUCACGCACACACACCCAUUAACACUCGCACACACAUUCACGCAUACAUACGCAGCCGAGACGCGUCGUACACAUGUCGUACAUGAUGGCCAAGACUUUGGAGGAGCAGAGCUUGCGGGAGUGCGAACACUACAUACAAACGCAUGGCAUCCAGCGAGUACUCAAAGACUGCAUCGUCCAGCUGUGCGUCUGUCGCCCCGAGAAUCCGGUGCAAUUCCUGCGCAACUAUUUUCAGAAACUCGAAAGGGAACAAGUGAAACUGGAUGCCAGCAAACAGGUGAUCAGCCCAGACGAUUGCGAGGAUCUCAGUCCAAUGCCACAAACAGCUGCACCGCCGGUGCGCAGGCGCGGCGGCAUCUCCGCCGAACCGGUUACCGAAGAGGAUGCCGCCAACUAUGUUAAGAAAGUCGUACCCAAGGAUUACAAGACAAUGAACGCGCUGUCCAAGGCCAUAGCCAAAAAUGUGCUCUUUGCUCACUUGGAUGAGAGCGAACGCUCCGAUAUAUUCGAUGCCAUGUUUCCCGUUAAUCACACGGCUGGCGAGAAUAUCAUACAGCAGGGCGACGAAGGCGACAACUUCUAUGUCAUCGAUGUGGGCGAGGUGGACGUGUUUGUCAACUCUGAGCUGGUGACCACGAUCAGCGAGGGCGGCAGCUUUGGUGAGCUGGCUCUCAUCUAUGGCACGCCACGAGCUGCCACAGUGCGCGCCAAGAGCGAUGUCAAGCUGUGGGGCAUCGAUCGCGACUCCUACAGACGCAUUCUGAUGGGAUCGACCAUACGCAAGCGCAAGAUGUACGAGGAGUUCCUGUCACGCGUCUCCAUACUGGAGAGUCUGGACAAAUGGGAACGCCUCACCGUUGCCGAUUCGCUGGAGACGUGCUCCUUCGAGGAUGGCGAGACAAUUGUGAAGCAGGGCGCCGCUGGCGAUGACUUUUACAUCAUACUCGAAGGCUGUGCCGUGGUGCUCCAGCAGCGCUCCGAGCAGGGUGAAGAACCCGCUGAGGUGGGACGUCUGGGCUCCAGCGAUUACUUUGGUGAGAUUGCCCUGCUGUUGGAUCGACCACGCGCAGCCACCGUUGUCGCUCGUGGUCCGCUCAAGUGCGUCAAGCUGGACAGAGCGAGAUUUGAACGUGUUUUGGGUCCCUGUGCUGACAUUCUGAAGCGCAACAUUACGCAGUAUAACAGUUUCGUUUCAUUGUCCGUCUAAGACGCCGCCGCCGCAGCCACAAGCACACCACAUCAAAUAGCAACAUCAACAACAACAACAACGCAACUCGCAUGCUAACCACAACAACAACAACAUCAAAACGCUCAGAAGAAAAACAAAAAACUUAAACAUUAAACAUUUAAAUUGUAAAGAAGAAACUGAUGAAGAAGAAGCCCCAAUGGAAGAUUGAGUUGAGCUCAAUGAUCAGGAGGAAGCCGGGGGCUGUUGGAGGAUUUAGGGACGGGGAGUUAAUGGGGCGUAUUUACAAUACCAAUACCAAUACCAAUACCAAUAUGUUAAUUACGUAUAUGAAUUCUGUAUGUUGUGCUGAAGUUACAUAUGUAUUUGUGUAAUGUGUGUGUUUCUUUCUGUGUACGAGUUGUGGCAUGUUCCACAAGCAGCAGCAGCAGCAGCUACAGCACCUGCAACAUGUUGCACUUUCAAUUUGAAACGAAACUGUAUAACACUUUUUGAAUACUUUCUUUCUUUUCCAAGCGGAACAUGCUGCCAAAAGCAAAAAAUACAAAACAUAAAAAAAAAACAACAAAACAAAAAAAACAAA